Messenger RNA from Oncorhynchus gorbuscha (pink salmon), 7080 nucleotides. Its product is annotated as mucin-2-like. The record is from RefSeq and is a predicted model, not a curated record. Bases 21 to 6581 code for a protein of 2186 amino acids. Lineage: Eukaryota; Metazoa; Chordata; Actinopteri; Salmoniformes; Salmonidae. The transcript is spliced from 10 exons.
CAACAAUUCCAGCUGAAACAAUGACCAUUGUUACACAAGAACCAUCAGCUAGCCCAGACACUGUGACAAGCCCAUCUCCCACGAUCACUUCUGGUCACACAACAGUGCCCUCUGAAGUUACAAGUGAGUCUCUAACUAGCACUGCUGGAACCUCAACAUCAAGUGAGGCAUCAACAACAACUUCUGAAGCAAACACAUCUGCUGAAGAAUCGACAGCGACCUCAGCUGGUUUAACAAGUGCAACUGUGGAAGCUAUGUUUUCAACAACGGCAGUGACCAUGACACCAGAAUACACCAAAGACACAAUGGAAACAACUACAGCUAUGUCCUCAAGUGUAACAGAAACCUCAAACAGUACCUCGACAGAAACAAGUCCAUCACAACCUUCUACGAUUACCAGUGAGCCUGCCACUACAAAUGAACUAACUUCAGCAGUCACGGAUGGGCAAAUAUCUUCCACUACCGUUGGACUCUCAUCUACCCAGGGAACUGAAAGUACAACUGCAGAGCCAACUGACUCCACAACUGCAGCGGGAACGACCCUUGAAGAUCACACAACAACGUUAGAAAUGUCAACAAUUCCAGCUGAAACAAUGACCAUUGUUACACAAGAACCAUCAGCUAGCCCAGACACUGUGACAAGCCCAUCUCCCACGAUCACUUCUGGUCACACAACAGUGCCCUCUGAAGUUACAAGUGAGUCUCUAACUAGCACUGCUGGUACCUCAACAUCAAGUGAGGCAUCAACAACAACUUCUGAAGCAAACACAUCUGCUGAAGAAUCGACAGCGACCUCAGCUGGUUUAACAAGUGCAACUGUGGAAGCUAUGUUUUCAACAACGGCAGUGACCAUGACACCAGAAUACACCAAAGACACAAUGGAAACAACUACAGCUAUGUCCUCAAGUGUAACAGAAACCUCAAACAGUACCUCGACAGAAACAAGUCCAUCACAACCUUCUACGAUUACCAGUGAGCCUGCCACUUCAAAUGAACUAACUUCAGCAGUCACGGACGGGCAAAUAUCUUCCACUACCGUUGGAUUCUCAUCUACCCAGGGAACUGAAAGUACAACUGCAGAGCCAACUGACUCCACAACUGCAGCGGGAACGACCCUUGAAGAUCGCACAACAACUUUAGAAAUAACAACAAUUCCAGCUGAAACAAUGACCAUUGUUACACAAGAACCAUCAGCUAGCCCAGACACUGUGACAAGCCCAUCUCCAACGAUCACUUCUGGUCACACAACAGUGCCCUCUGAAGUUACAAGUGAGUCUCUAACUAGCACUGCUGGAACCUCAACAUCAAGUGAGGCAUCAACAACAACUUCUGAAGCAAACACAUCUGCUGAAGAAUCGACAGCGACCUCAGCUGGUUUAACAAGUGCAACUGUGGAAGCUACGUUUUCAACAACGGCAGUGACCAUGACACCAGAAUCAACCAAAGCCACAAUGGAAACAACUACAGCUAUGUCCUCAAGUGUAACAGAAACCUCAACCAGUACCUCGACGGAAACAAGUCCCUCACAACCUUCUACGAUUACCAGUGAGCCUGCCACUACAAAUGAACUAACUUCAGCAGUCACGGAUGGGCAAAUAUCUUCCACUACCGUUGGACUCUCAUCUACCCAGGGAACUGAAAGUACAACUGCAGAGCCAACUGACUCCACAACUGCAGCGGGAACGACCCUUGAAGAUCGCACAACAGCUUUAGAAAUAACAACAAUUCCAGCUGAAACAAUGACCAUUGUUACACAAGAACCAUCAGCUAGCCCAGACACUGUGACAAGCCCAUCUCCCACGAUCACUUCUGGUCACACAACAGUGCCCUCUGAAGUUACAAGUGAGUCUCCAACUAGCACUGCUGGUACCUCAACAUCAAGUGAGGCAUCAACAACAACUUCUGAAGCAAACACAUCUGCUGAAGAAUCGACAGCGACCUUAGCUGGUUUAACAAGUGCAACUGUGGAAGCUACGUUUUCAACAACGGCAGUGACCAUGACACCAGAAUCAACCAAAGACACAAUGGAAACAACUACAGCUAUGUCCUCAAGUGUAACAGAAACUUCAACCAGUACCUCGACAGAAACAAGUCCAUCACAACCUUCUACGAUUACCAGUGAGCCUGCCACUUCAAAUGAACUAACUUCAGCAGUCACGGACGGGCAAAUAUCUUCCACUACCGUUGGAUUCUCAUCUACCCAGGGAACUGAAAGUACAACUGCAGAGCCAACUGACUCCACAACUGCAGCGGGAACGACCCUUGAAGAUCGCACAACAACUUUAGAAAUAACAACAAUUCCAGCUGAAACAAUGACCAUUGUUACACAAGAACCAUCAGCUAGCCCAGACACUGUGACAAGCCCAUCUCCAACGAUCACUUCUGGUCACACAACAGUGCCCUCUGAAGUUACAAGUGAGUCUCUAACUAGCACUGCUGGAACCUCAACAUCAAGUGAGGCAUCAACAACAACUUCUGAAGCAAACACAUCUGCUGAAGAAUCGACAGCGACCUCAGCUGGUUUAACAAGUGCAACUGUGGAAGCUACGUUUUCAACAACGGCAGUGACCAUGACACCAGAAUCAACCAAAGCCACAAUGGAAACAACUACAGCUAUGUCCUCAAGUGUAACAGAAACCUCAACCAGUACCUCGACGGAAACAAGUCCCUCACAACCUUCUACGAUUACCAGUGAGCCUGCCACUACAAAUGAACUAACUUCAGCAGUCACGGAUGGGCAAAUAUCUUCCACUACCGUUGGACUCUCAUCUACCCAGGGAACUGAAAGUACAACUGCAGAGCCAACUGACUCCACAACUGCAGCGGGAACGACCCUUGAAGAUCACACAACAACGUUAGAAAUGUCAACAAUUCCAGCUGAAACAACGACCAUUGUUACACAAGAACCAUCAGCUAGCCCAGACACUGUGACAAGCCCAUCUCCCACGAUCACUUCUGGUCACACAACAGUGCCCUCUGAAGUUACAAGUGAGUCUCUAACUAGCACUGCUGGUACCUCAACAUCAAGUGAGGCAUCAACAACAACUUCUGAAGCAAACACAUCUGCUGAAGAAUCGACAGCGACCUCAGCUGGUUUAACAAGUGCAACUGUGGAAGCUAUGUUUUCAACAACGGCAGUGACCAUGACACCAGAAUCAACCAAAGACACAAUGGAAACAACUACAGCUAUAUCCUCAAGUGUAACAGAAACUUCAACCAGUACCUCGACAGAAACAAGUCCAUCACAACCUUCUACGAUUACCAGUGAGCCUGCCACUAAAAAUGAACUAACUUCAGCAGUCACGGACGGGCAAAUAUCUUCCACUACCGUUGGACUCUCAUCUACCCAGGGAACUGAAAGUACAACUGCAGAGCCAACUGACUCCACAACUGCAGCGGGAACGACCCUUGAAGAUCACACAACAACGUUAGAAAUGUCAACAAUUCCAGCUGAAACAACGACCAUUGUUACACAAGAACCAUCAGCUAGCCCAGACACUGUGACAAGCCCAUCUCCCACGAUCACUUCUGGUCACACAACAGUGCCCUCUGAAGUUACAAGUGAGUCUCUAACUAGCACUGCUGGAACCUCAACAUCAAGUGAGGCAUCAACAACAACUUCUGAAGCAAACACAUCUGCUGAAGAAUCGACAGCGACCUCAGCUGGUUUAACAAGUGCAACUGUGGAAGCUACGUUUUCAACAACGGCAGUGACCAUGACACCAGAAUACACCAAAGCCACAAUGGAAACAACUACAGCUAUGUCCUCAAGUGUAACAGAAACCUCAACCAGUACCUCGACGGAAACAAGUCCCUCACAACCUUCUACGAUUACCAGUGAGCCUGCCACUACAAAUGAACUGACUUCAGCAGUCACGGACGGGCAAAUAUCUUCCACUACCGUUGGACUCUCAUCUACCCAGGGAACUGAAAGUACAACUGCAGAGCCAACUGACUCCACAACUGCAGCGGGAACGACCCUUGAAGAUCACACAACAACGUUAGAAAUGUCAACAAUUCCAGCUGAAACAACGACCAUUGUUACACAAGAACCAUCAGCUAGCCCAGACACUGUGACAAGCCCAUCUCCCACGAUCACUUCUGGUCACACAACAGUGCCCUCUGAAGUUACAAGUGAGUCUCUAACUAGCACUGCUGGAACCUCAACAUCAAGUGAGGCAUCAACAACAACUUCUGAAGCAAACACAUCUGCUGAAGAAUCGACAGCGACCUCAGCUGGUUUAACAAGUGCAACUGUGGAAGCUAUGUUUUCAACAACGGCAGUGACCAUGACACCAGAAUCAACCAAAGACACAAUGGAAACAACUACAGCUAUGUCCUCAAGUGUAACAGAAACUUCAACCAGUACCUCGACAGAAACAAGUCCAUCACAACCUUCUACGAUUACCAGUGAGCCUGCCACUUCAAAUGAACUAACUUCAGCAGUCACGGAUGGGCAAAUAUCUUCCACUACCGUUGGACUCUCAUCUACCCAGGGAACUGAAAGUACAACUGCAGAGCCAACUGACUCCACAACUGCAGCGGGAACGACCCUUGAAGAUCACACAACAACGUUAGAAAUGUCAACAAUUCCAGCUGAAACAACGACCAUUAAUACACAAGGACCAUCAACUAGCCCAACGAUAGAAGCAAUAACCAUAACACAGUCUCCAACUCCCACAUCUACCACACCCUUUCUAACUACUCAAACUACAUUACCUUUCACAACCACACCCAACACACCAUCAACUACAUCAACUACCACACCUUCUACAACCACCCUAAUUACAUCAACUACCGCACCUACAACUACAUUAACUACACCUACCACACCUUCUCCAACUACCCUAACUACAUCAACUACACAUUCUACUACACCUAUCCCAACUACCCCUUCUACUACACCUAUCCCAACUACCCCUUCUACUACCCCUUCUACUACACCUAUCCCAACUACCCCUUCUAAUACACCUACCCCAUCAACUACACCUACCACACCUUCUCCAACUACCCUAACUACAUCAACUACACAUUCUACUACACCUAUCCCAACUACCCCUUCUACUACACCUAUCCCAACUACCCCUUCUACUACCCCUUCUACUACACCUAUCCCAACUACCCCUUCUACUACACCUAUCCCAACUACCCCUUCUACUACCCCUUCUACUACACCUAUCCCAACUACCCCUUCUACUACCCCUUCUACUACACCUAUCCCAACUACCCCUUCUACUACACCUAUCCCAACUACCCCUUCUACUACACCUACCCAUUCUACUACACCUACCCCAACUAUCCCUUAUACUACACCUAUCCCAACUACCCCUUCUAAUACACCUACCCAUUCUAAUACACCUACUUCAACUACCCCAACUAACCCUUCUACUGCAUCCAGUCCAACUUCUACAACUGCAUCUGCUUCAUUGACGUCAACUUCACUCUCAACAACUGGACCUCCGAUAAUUGUGACUGUGGACACUAUUGAAGUAUCAACAGAUGUCACUGUUAGACUCAACAAAACAUUUAAAGAAGAAUACAGUCACCCGUCAACACAGGAAUACCAAGAUUUCACAAAAAAUUUCACCAACGAUAUGACCUUACUGUACAACCGCACUAUUAACAAUUUUAUCGGCAUAGUAAUAAUAGGACUCAGGAAUGGCAGUGUCGUGGUGGAGCAUGUGGUUCUACUGCGCAUAGAGAAUGGGAAGAACCUAAGUAAUGAGAUUGCUGAGUCAGAAAAACAAAUCAAGGACAUUCUCAAUGCGGCCAAAAACUGCACCACAGGCCAAGUAGGCUGUAUUGGGGUGGACAUAAUUGGAGAUGUCAUAGUAAAAAAUUCCACAUUUGAUAAAGAAUCGGUAUGCGACACGGCCAAACUAGAUAAGGACUUGAGGAUAUACUACCAUGCAGCACAAAUAGAUGGGCGACUGGUCUGUGUCUCUCCCUGUGCCCCCGGACACAACAGGGGAAAGAACUGCAACACUGGCACCUGUAGUAUGUCAAGGGACGGUCCGGUCUGCAGAUGUAACCAGGACUACUGGUACCUAGACUCCGAUUGCUUCGGUCCUAUCCUGAAGAGGGACCUCUUUGCCGCGCUACUGACCCUGGCAGGACUGGCGAUAGCAGCCGUGGGGGUCAUGGUGGUCUAUGUGCCCUGGCAUAGACGACAAUUACAUAGGGUGAAAGAUAUCCAUACUGGACAAGUUAACCAGUGGCUGGAGGAAGACUUUGAAUGGCCCAACAGGUCAAAUAUAGGUGGCCACUUGGUUGGUUCAAGUAGUACCACAGUCCUAACAGAGAAUGAGCCUAACCCACCUUAUGGGGGCCGAGUGGGCUUGCAGUACGACGCAGAGGGAGAUUCCCUGUCAUCCUCCAGUACAAGGCUGCCGUCUCCCUACCAUGGAACACAGGCACAGGUGUCCAGGAGGCCUGAGAUCAUUUGCCAUGACUACAGUUCCUGGGGUGCUGAUAGGGACGCCAUUCAAGUCAUACAGACUACUGCCACCUCGUCAGGGCAGCAUUUUACAUUGAGUGACCCUGGCAGCCAAUCAGUGGAGGGAACGGAAUGUUCAUCAUAAUGCUGUCAAAUAUGUAUGUAAUAGGUAUGGAUGGCCCUCGUGAACUGUUUCAGCCUUCUGGGUGUGCUCUUUCCAAGUAAAUUACUACAUGAUUGAGGACACACAGAGGAGCUAGUGAUCACUUUAGAAACCUAUUCCAUACUCAAAUACCUGUUUUUAAAUAUUCCCUGACAGCUUAGGAUCAGCAUACCGGAGAUACGGACUUACUCUGAGAUCUAGUGGGACAUCCUCAACUCUUAAAAAACAGAACUGGACAAAGAACAGGAUAAUACAUUUAACGAAGUGUUUCUCAUCGACCAACGGAAUAAAGCAGAAGGAAAAAGGAUCACUUAACGGACAGUCUCCUCUUUGGGAGCGAAGCCUGAAUCACGGUUGUGGGAUGAUGCUUUAUUAACACUACACAGGAUUGUCCAACGAAGUAUGGAGUCACUGAUACAGGAGGAUGUGAAACCCAACCUCAGCUUCAUUAAUGGAAUAAUCUGCUCUCAAAUCAAUCAAC